GAUUGAGUGAUGGUUUGGAUACGGAAUCUGCACAUUUUGUCUGGUGCGGAGACUGGUGCCGAUGGUCUUUAGAAUCUAAAAAGAUAUCACCAUUUUGAGACGAUCAGGCCUCCUUCUGUGUAGUGUUUCAAGUGCGCCGCCUCUUAUUUCCGUCCCAAUGCCAAAGAAAGGAUUUUCAAGACCAUGAAAAUGAAGAACCCACUCUCAAAAUCACUCUGUCACUACCUCCUCAAACCUCCAUCAGCGUUUGUUUCCCAUUUGAAUAACCUCCCUUUUGAUCCAUUAUUGCGCAUAUUCAAUCAAUCGAGGUCAAUUUUCUCAGCUUCUCUGUCAAAGAUUCGAAUUCGCGAUGUUUUCAUCAACACCCAGUUGUCUAAUCCACAGAAACAAUCGGAAUCCGGAUUUAGGUGUACUCAAGUUCGAUCAUUUGCGAGUGAAAUUCACGACCAGAGUAGUGCUAUCCCGGUUGUUUCCACCGUGAGUUCACCAUUCGAGGGCUCUGUGCCAAUCGAUGCGGGCUCGUUGAAUCGAAAGCCCAUUAGCUUCUGGCCCGGAAUGUACCAUUCGCCGGUGACUAAUGCUUUGUGGGAAGCGAGAUCGAGCAUUUUCGAGAAGGUCAGCGAAACCCCUGUUGAAGAGGCUGCACAGAGUCAAUUGGCGGCCAAAAGCCCUUCAAAGAGCAGGACCAGUGUUCUUUACAAGUUUUCUAGUGAUUACAUACUCAGAGAGCAGUACAGGAAUCCAUGGAAUGAGAUCAGGACGGGGAAGCUGGUCGAAGAUCUUGAUGCUCUUGCUGGAACUAUAUCUUAUAAGCAUUGCUGCAAUGAUGAUGGCACGACAAGGCCACUGUUAUUGGUCACUGCUUCUGUUGACAGGAUGGUUCUGAAGAAACCAAUCAGUGUUGAUGUUGAUUUGAAGAUAGAGGGUGCUGUUACAUGGGUUGGACGGUCAUCCAUGGAGAUUCAACUGGAAGUCACUCAGUCCGCUCAAGGUACAACAGGUCCAUCAAACUCACUUGCACUUGUUGCAAACUUCACAUUUGUUGCUCGUGACUCGAAGAGUGGGAAAUCAGCUGUUAUUAACCAGAUAUCACCUGAGACCGAGAAUGAAAAAUUGCUAUGGGAAGAAGCAGAAGAAAGGAACAAGAGGAGGAAAAAUAGAAGAGCAGAACAUAGAAUUGAUACUGAUGAGGAUGCAGACAGGCUCCACACAUUGUUGGCUGAAGGCAGAGUUUUCUGUGAUAUGCCAGCUUUGGCAGACAGAGAUAGCAUCCUUAUAAAAGAUACUAGCCACGAGAACUCUUUGAUCUGCCAGCCACAGCAAAGGAACACUCAUGGUCGGAUAUUUGGAGGAUUUUUGAUGCGCAAGGCAUUUGAACUUGCAUUCUCAAAUGCUUAUGCUUUUGCAGGCGCAUCUCCCCGCUUUAUAGAGGUUGAUCAUGUCGACUUCCUUAAGCCCGUGGAUGUUGGAAAUUUCCUUCGUUUCAAGUCUCGCAUUCUGUACACUGAACUCGAAAACCCAGCUAAACCUUUGAUAAAUGUGGAAGUUGUAGCUCAUGUUACCAGGCCAGAGCUCAGGUCUAGUGAGGUAUCCAACAAAUUCUACUUUACAUUUACUGUCCGUCCUGAGGCUAUCGCAGAUGGACUGAGGAUUCGCAAUGUUGUUCCAGCAACAGAAGAGGAAGCAAGGCGGGUGCUUGAACGAAUGGAUGCAGAGACUUCCCAACUCCAAUAAAUCGACCAGGAAAUUCCAAGAAACGGAGAAGUGAAUACAAGAAGGCUGUUGCCAAGAAAAGGCAAGCAUGAAGUGAAAAUUUUAGCUCUGGGGAGCUCUUGAGAGGAUUUCAGUAUCUACAAAGUAAUAAUGCUUGCAAAGUUGGCAUGGAAUAUUAAUCAAUUACAUUUUUUUUUUCAUAUAAGAUAAUAAGAUAUUGAUUGAAGGCCUACUUGCAGAUGGAUUUCUUUUGGAAAGCAUCCAUGAAGGUGAUCUCUUAAAAGUUACUCCUCUGAAAGUUAUAUAGCUGUUGAUAGGGUUGCCUUUUGAGUAUUAUAUUUGUAGAGAAAAAAAAAAUGCUCCGUCAGCCAGUUUGUUGAAGUUGUGUUUGAAGUCAAAUACUGUUAUUAGGUCAUUCGAACCAAGCAGUUUCAUAUUCAAGACUUGUUUUUAUUGU
Tripterygium wilfordii is the source of this 2170-nucleotide messenger RNA. Its product is annotated as acyl-coenzyme A thioesterase 9, mitochondrial-like. Gene Ontology annotation, molecular function: fatty acyl-CoA hydrolase activity. Gene Ontology annotation, biological process: acyl-CoA metabolic process. The record is from RefSeq and is a predicted model, not a curated record. The coding region runs from base 184 to 1734 and encodes 516 amino acids. The transcript has 5 exons. NCBI's taxonomy places the organism in Eukaryota, Viridiplantae, Streptophyta, Magnoliopsida, Celastrales, Celastraceae.